AUGAACGGUUUGGCCGCUGUCUCUUGGAAGUGGAAAUUGGCCGCCUUGCUCUGCGUUAUCUUCCUAUCCAUGGGAUCGAACUUCUGCGGCGCCUCCUUAGCCCCUUUGAAAUCAACCAUCAGGGCUGAAGUGCCAGGUGUGACGAACGCUAGGUACGGGGCUAUCUCGUCAUCGGCCAGUCUCAUCAAUGCGGUGCUGCCAAUCCUUUCUGGCAUCAUCAUCGACUACUACGGACCUACCUAUGCUUCCGUCAUUUGCUCCAUCUUCAUCCUCCUCGGGUCUAUUGUCGUGGGCGUGGGUGGGCAGAAGGCCUCUUUCGGCAUUCUGCUCGCAGGCGAGAUCAUCAUGGGCUUCGGAUCUACCUCCAUCGAGACUGCACAAUCCAAGCUCUACACUCACUGGUUCCGAGGCACCAAGGAUGGCAACGCGUCUAUGGCCCUCAUGGGCUUUGUCUUUGGUCUGGACAUCGCCAUGGGUCGAGUGUUCAAUCUCAUGGGAGGACAGACUGCGGUCCCUAUUGGCGAAAACACUGGCCGCUGGUACUUCUCGUUCUGGCUCGGAGCGAUCAUGACUGCCAUUACGCUGGUCAUCAACAUUCUCUACGUUUGCAUUGAGAAGGCUAUGCCAGCCACAGCUCAGGUUCCUACCGGCAGACAGGUUGCCCGUGCCCGUGAAGCUCGAGGCCUCAACCGCGAUGGCUCAGAAAGGAGUACCUCUGGUAAGAGUGACGCUGGCGUAGUCUCCUUCGUCCGCACUCGCCUCGUCUACCUCUCUCAGAGCUUCUGGACCAUUCCUGCUGGCUUCUGGCUCGUGGCUCUUUCUCAGCUAUUGCAAGCCGGUGCCAUCCUCGGCUACACUUCCAAUUCGGCGGACGCGAUUGAGAAGACUCGACAUACCACACGUCUGACUGCGGGCUAUACUUCGAGCCUUAGCCAGAUCAUGCCUAUUGUAUUGACACCUCUCGUCGGACUAGGCUUCGACCGCUUUGGAAGAAGAAUGCACGUCGUCGCGGCCAUCGCUGCUCUCUGGGUUGUCGUCUUUGCGCUUCUGGCUUACUCGUCGGUGCAUCCUCUGGUACCUGUCCUACUAGGUUCUUUCGCUCUAUCUGCCAACGCAAUUCCUUUCAUUGCCGCCAUACCCCUUCUGGUUCCAAAUCAAGCAUCAAUUGGAACGGCUUUUGGAAUUUGGAAGGCGUUCAACAGCGCGGGAUCCACCAUUGUCGACAUCAGCGUCGGUGCCAUUCAGGAUGGAACCCCCGAUGGAGGCUACUCGCGAGUUUUCGCUUUCCUCAUCGCACUCAAGGCGGUAGAUAUCCUCUUCGGAUGCUUUUACCACUACAUCGACCGUCGCUACCUGUCGUCUGUCCUCUUCCUCUCGGAACGAAAGAGGAUUGAGCAAGAGAGGCAGCAAGGGGAAGGCCAUGAGAAGCAAGGGCUCCUCGCCGCGAAGAAGUCUUGGACCAUCGCGGGUAUGACCAUCGGCUGCGCGCUCAUUUCGACUGCCUACGUGCUCUACAUUGUUUACUCCUACCAGGCUUAG
Microstroma glucosiphilum is the source of this 1539-nucleotide messenger RNA. RefSeq names its product MFS general substrate transporter. The coding region runs from base 1 to 1539 and encodes 512 amino acids. The transcript is spliced from 3 exons. NCBI's taxonomy places the organism in Eukaryota, Fungi, Basidiomycota, Exobasidiomycetes, Microstromatales, Microstromataceae. Gene Ontology annotation, molecular function: transmembrane transporter activity. Gene Ontology annotation, biological process: transmembrane transport. The record is from RefSeq and is a predicted model, not a curated record.